AUGGCUGUUCCCCGGCCAUAUAUGCCUCUUCGGAGGUCGCUCUGCCAAUUGUCAUCUCGAUCCUGUCGCACACCUCGCAACCUCUCAGCACCCUUUCGCAGAUACUCCUCGGAACAGAAACCCCCUUCCGAACCCAAGCCAUUCACUGUCUGGAGACCAUACCUACGGCUGGCCAUUGGUGUGCCCUUCAUCGGUGCUUUGGUAUAUUCCAUGAUGACAGAAGAAGUAACCGAACUCGACUCGCCUUCCCUCGUGGAACUCGAUGAAACGCUCAAGAAGCAAGCCACGAUCAGCGAACAAUCUCCCAUGCGCCUGCGCAUGGAGAAGCUGAUCAAGGAUCACCAACAGAAAAUCAUUGAAGAGCUGAGCCGGAUAGAUGGAAAGCAAUUCAAGACUGAUACCUGGACGCGCCCCAACGGCGGAGGUGGAAUAUCCUGUGUCCUUCAAGACGGGAAUGUCUUUGAGAAAGCCGGAGUCAACGUAUCCAUCGUCUACGGCGAACUCCCCCGGCCAGCCAUUGAGAAGAUGCGGGCAGACCAUAAGUCCUUUGUUGGCGCCGACGUGGACUCCUUGAGCUUCUUCGCUGCCGGUCUGUCCCUCGUCCUCCACCCCCACAACCCCAUGGCCCCAACCGUCCACCUGAACUACCGGUACUUCGAGACAUCAGACCCCAAGGACCCUCUCAAUGGCGACAAGAACUGGUGGUUCGGCGGUGGCACAGAUCUGACCCCCACCUACCUUUUCCCCGAAGACGCCAAACACUUCCACCAGACGAUCAAAGACGCCUGUGAUCGCCACGACGCCACAUACUACCCGAAGUUCAAGGCCUGGUGCGACAAGUACUUCUAUAUCCCCCACCGCCGCGAAUGCCGCGGUGUAGGAGGUAUCUUCUUCGAUGACCUGGACGCCAGCUUCCUCCAGUCCUCGUCAACGUCCUCACAGAACCCCCAGGAGACCCUUUUCUCCUUCGUCUCGGACGGUCUCGCUUCUUUCCUCCCCUCUUACGUCCCCAUUAUCGAACGCCGGAAGGACAUGCCUUUUACACCCGAGCAAAAGGAGUGGCAACAGCUUCGACGCGGUCGCUACGUCGAGUUCAAUCUCGUCUAUGAUCGCGGUACUAGCUUCGGUCUCCGCACCCCUAAUGCCCGCAUUGAGAGUAUUCUGAUGAGUUUGCCCCGUACCGCAAGCUGGGCUUACAUGGACCCCGUGUCGGGAACCCGGACGGAGGAUUCUGUAGAUGGUGAUGAGGCACUUCUGGGCGAGGGCAAGGAGCGCGAGAAGGAGAUCAUGGAUGUUCUGAAACAUCCUAGACAGUGGGUGUAA
This is a messenger RNA of Aspergillus luchuensis, 1323 nucleotides long. It is a transcript of the gene hem13, whose product is annotated as coproporphyrinogen oxidase. Lineage: Eukaryota; Fungi; Ascomycota; Eurotiomycetes; Eurotiales; Aspergillaceae. The transcript is spliced from 2 exons. The record is from RefSeq and is a predicted model, not a curated record. The coding region runs from base 1 to 1323 and encodes 440 amino acids. Gene Ontology annotation, molecular function: coproporphyrinogen oxidase activity. Gene Ontology annotation, cellular component: cytoplasm; mitochondrial intermembrane space.